Cucurbita pepo subsp. pepo (vegetable marrow) is the source of this 429-nucleotide messenger RNA. RefSeq lists its product as uncharacterized. The record is from RefSeq and is a predicted model, not a curated record. Lineage: Eukaryota; Viridiplantae; Streptophyta; Magnoliopsida; Cucurbitales; Cucurbitaceae.
AUGAAUCUAGGUGCGGAAAGAGUGAAAGAAGUAAGAACGCAGACUCUCUGGCGGGAGUUUGAAGCGUUGAGGAUGGGUGAUUCAGAAAGUAUUGAUGAGUAUUAUGGAAAAUUUACCAUUAUUGUUAACAAAUUGAGAGGCCUCGGCAAUACUGUGGAUGAUAUCCAAGUAGUUAAGAAACUUCUACGAUCCACCUCUGCAAAGUUUCUUCAAAUCACUUCAACGAUUGAGGAGUUUAGUGAUCUCAAAACGAAAUCCAUUGAUGAGAUUAUUGGAUCACUCAAGGCACAUGAAGAAAGGUUGCAAGGGUUUGGAGAAAAAGAUGAAACCGUUCUCCUCACUCAUGCAGAAUGGAAGGAACGAGAAUAUGCAAAAUCCUCAAAGAAAGAAUGGAAGGAUCAAGACAGUUCUAGAGGAGGCAGGGGAUGA